AUGAGUUCUCGCGACUCCACGGCUCAUCAUCACCAACCUACACCCCCCGAUACGCAUAGAAACCUCCGCUGGCGAACCUACCAAGACACCGCUACCACCGCCACGACUACCACCUCCUUCACCACCACUGCCAGCCCCAAAGCCGGCAGUAGCAGCAGAAGCUUUAGCAUCGGCUUGCAGCAAUCCGCACGCAACACGCUCGCCUCGAUCCGCGACCGCCUCCCCUCCAACGUACACAGCCGCCUCGCCAGCAGCGAGCCAGUCACCAAGAUGGGUGGCCAAAUAUCCAAGGUGAUGGGCAAGAUCUUCGGGUCCAAGGAGAUGCGCCUCCUCAUGCUCGGCCUCGACGCCGCCGGCAAGACCACCAUCCUCUACAAGCUUAAGCUUGGCCAGGACGUCACCACCAUCCCCACCGUCGGCUUCAACGUCGAGACGGUCACUUACAAGAACGUCAAGUUCAACGUCUGGGACGUGGGCGGCCAGGACAAGAUUCGGCCCCUCUGGAGGCAUUACUUUUCGGGCACCCAGGGUCUCAUCUUCGUCAUCGAUUCGGCCGACCGCAACCGCAUCGACGAGGCUCGCCAGGAGCUGCACCGCAUCAUCAACGACCGAGAAAUGAAGGACAGCCUGCUGCUCGUCUUCGCCAACAAGCAGGACCUCAAGGAGGCCAUGAAGCCCCAGGAGGUGACCGAGGCCCUGCAGCUCGCCCGUCUCAAGGACAAGGUCUGGUACGUGGUGCCCAGCUGCGCCACCACCGGCGAGGGCCUGCUCGAGGGCCUGGCCUGGCUGUCCAACAAUGUCAAGUCGCAGCCCGCCCCUGUCAAGAAGUGA
Messenger RNA from Purpureocillium takamizusanense, 831 nucleotides. It is a transcript of the gene ARF6, whose product is annotated as ADP-ribosylation factor, Arf Arf6. Lineage: Eukaryota; Fungi; Ascomycota; Sordariomycetes; Hypocreales; Ophiocordycipitaceae. The transcript is spliced from 2 exons. Gene Ontology annotation, biological process: intracellular protein transport; vesicle-mediated transport. The record is from RefSeq and is a predicted model, not a curated record. Gene Ontology annotation, molecular function: GTP binding; GTPase activity. Bases 1 to 831 code for a protein of 276 amino acids. Gene Ontology annotation, cellular component: cytoplasm.